CUCAUCUUCCUGACCUGAGGCCCAGAACUCUAUCCCCUGCAACACCUAGCUGGCAAAUGCAAAUCUCUACAUACAUCACAGUCCCCCCAUCCCCUCUGAUCCAGACUCUGGUACAAGGGAAUAUUUUGGUGAGUGAUGAAGUGCUGAUGUCUGCCAUGUCAGCCUUUACAUCACUGGAUCAGCCAAUGCCCCCUGUGCAGUCUCCCGUUCAGCCACCUGUGCAGAGCAGCCUGAGUAUGCACUCAGGGCCUGGCUACCUCCCCCAGCCCCCACCACCUCCUCCACCACCUCCACCAUUGCCUCCUCCCCCUCCUCCACAGCCUCCUCCUCCUCCUUCCCAGAACCUGGGGGCUCCCGGACGUCCCAGUACGGGUGGAGUGAUAGAGGUUUACAAUGCCACGGCCCCCUUGGCAGGAAGCAGUGUGGUGGAGAUCCAGGCUCUGGGGAUGCAGCCCUACCCAUCUCUAGAGGUCCCAAACCAGUGUGUGGAGAAUCCCGUGUACCCAAGCCCUCCUGUGUAUAGCCCUGGGAAACAGAGCUUCAAACCCAAAGGACCAACCCCUCCAGCUCCCUUGACCAACACCACCAGUGGUAAUGUGGCUGUUUUCAACUCCCCCUCCACAUUGAAGAACCAGCGCCCCAAAAGUGAUGGUGGGCUCCAAGAAGGGAAACCCAAGUGCCAGAAACUCAAGUGUACCUACUGCGACAAGACAUUCACCAAGAACUUUGACCUGCAACAGCAUAUCCGAAGUCACACAGGGGAGAAACCCUUCCAAUGCAUUGUCUGUGGCCGAGCCUUUGCACAGAAAUCAAAUGUCAAGAAGCAUAUGCAGACUCACAAAGUGUGGCCACCAGGGCACGGGUGCACCAUCUCCCGGAACUCAGUGACUGUUCAGGUCAUGGCCUUGAACCCCACCCAGCAAGAGGACGAGGAAGACCCAGGGAUUAGCCAGCCCCCCAGGAGUGUUCCCCAGCCUCAGGCUUUGGCUUCAUCGGAGGAAAAUGAGGCUGGAAAACUGGAAGCCAAGCAGGUGGUCCUCAUUGACAGCUCUUACCAGUGCCAGUUCUGUCCGAACAAGUUCAGUACAUACUUCCAGCUCAGGUCACACAUGACCCAGCAUAAGAAUGAACAAGUGUACAAGUGUGUCGUGAAGAGCUGUGCCCAGAUGUUCCAGAAGCUAGACAUGUUCCUGGAGCAUAUCAAGAGCCACCAGGAGGAACUGAGUUACCGAUGUCAUCUGUGCAGCAAGGACUUCCCCUCUCUGUAUGAGCUGGGUGUGCACCAGUACUCCCACAGCCUCCUGCCUCAGCACAGCCCCAAGAAGGAUGUCGCUGUCUACAAGUGUGUCAAAUGUGUCAAUAAAUACUCUACCCCUGAAGCCCUGGAACACCACCUCCAGACAGCAACUCACAACUUCCCCUGUCCACACUGCCAGAAGGUGUUCCCCUGUGAGCGGUACCUUCGACGUCAUCUACCCACCCAUGGCAGUGGGGGCAAGUUUAAGUGCCAGAUAUGUAAGAAGUUCUUCCGAAGAGAGCACUACCUCAAGCUGCAUGCCCACAUCCAUUCUGGUGAAAAGCCCUUUAAAUGCUCUGUGUGUGACUCGGCCUUUAACCGGAAAGACAAGUUGAAGCGACACAUGUUGAUCCAUGAGCCAUCCAAGAAAUAUAAAUGCCCCUUCUCGAUGCAUGCUGGCUGCAAUAAGGAGUUCAAUCGGCCAGACAAACUGAAGGCUCACAUCCUUUCCCAUUCAGGGAUGAAGAUACACAACUGCCAGUUCUGUAGCAAAUCCUUUAGCCGCCGGGCCCACCUCGUGGAGCACCAGCGUUCCCACACUGACAACUACAAAUACCGCUGCUCUAGCUGUGCCAAGGGCUUCACUCGGCACAAAUACCUGAAGAAGCACCGCUGCCGGCUGGGCCCACUCAAGGACAAAGACCCCCAGGCUUGCCGCCCCCAGAAGCAGCGGGGGGCUCGGACUCGCAAGGCAGCCCUUCCUGACCCAUUGGACCUGGAGGAGCUCAAGUGCAAUGCUGAGGGGGCAGAGGCAGGAGGCUCUGGCAAAGACCCCUUCCCAGAGUCAGACGCAGUACUGUCUAUUGUGGUGGGAAGCUCAGUGGGUGGUGAGCCAGAGCUGGUGGUGCCUGGGCACUCAGACAAUAUGAGCCCCAACUUGACCCUGACAGGACUGCAAUCUGGAGCCGAGGGUCCCUGUGCCAUGUUGGCUGUCCCUGUGUAUAUUCAGACCACUGAGUGAUGAGUGGGGAGUGCAUGGCUGAACCUGGGCUUACUGGUGGGGCUAAGCUUCCCACCACUGCUGCUGCUGGGUGUCCUGGCACCCGUUCUAAGAUGCAAGAAGGAAUACUUCUCAGGCUUCUUCCCUGCUUUGAUGGGGGGUGGGGGAGGACAAUAGCUUACUGGGCCCUUUAGAGGCCAGGUAGCAUCCCCUUAUGCAAACCAGGUGAGUCCUAGGGACUGCCUGGGGCCAGCCCAUGGUGCUGCUGUCGGGCUUGGUCCUGCCCUGGGACACUCAGGAGAUGGGACCUGAUAUAUGUGGAUUUGGGUUUGUGAUCCAGUCAGUAUGCCUGGUUUUUGGGCAAAUGGCCUUUGUUGGGGCAGACCAUUGAUCCUUCCUACUGGAAGCAAGUCAUUUAUAAACACCUCACAUCCUU
This is a messenger RNA of Gracilinanus agilis (Agile Gracile Mouse Opossum), 2673 nucleotides long. RefSeq names its product zinc finger protein 341 (gene ZNF341). Gene Ontology annotation, molecular function: RNA polymerase II transcription regulatory region sequence-specific DNA binding; DNA-binding transcription factor activity, RNA polymerase II-specific. The record is from RefSeq and is a predicted model, not a curated record. The transcript is spliced from 13 exons. Gene Ontology annotation, biological process: regulation of transcription by RNA polymerase II. Lineage: Eukaryota; Metazoa; Chordata; Mammalia; Didelphimorphia; Didelphidae. Gene Ontology annotation, cellular component: nucleus. The coding region runs from base 57 to 2258 and encodes 733 amino acids.